AUGUCCGAUUCUAACCUCGUUUUUCAUUCGGGUUCUUGUCAUUGUGGAGCCGUGAAAUGGCAAUGUGAGGGACCAAAAAUCCUCAAAGCCAUCACUUGCAAUUGUUCGAUUUGCAAGAAAAAGCAAAAUCAUCAUUUCAUCGUCUCUAAAGAAUGCUUUCGGUUACUUGAGGGAAAACAAUUCCUCACCACUUAUCAAUUCAAUCAAAAACUCGCGCAGCACAGCUUUUGUCAGAUUUGUGGAGUUCAAAGCUUUUACGUGCCGAGAAGCAAUCCAAAUGAUGUGGCCAUAAUGCCUCACUGCAUCGAUUCGGACACCGUCGAGAAAAUCGAAUGGACAACAUUUGAUGGGGAAAAUUGGGAGGAAACAAUGAAACAUCAAGCACCAAAAGCAUUCUCUCUUAAACAAACGAAA
Molecule: messenger RNA, 414 nt
Organism: Mesorhabditis belari
Lineage: Eukaryota; Metazoa; Nematoda; Chromadorea; Rhabditida; Rhabditidae
Source: the annotation of a GenBank genome assembly